AUGACUGCCACAAAGAGCGUCCAAACUCCCCCGCAGCCUUUGUUGGUGUUCACCAACAUCAACAAAACUAUUGCCGCUCACGCUAAGGAGCUUAUUGAACCCCAUGGUGUCUUUUUAGAUAACCUAGUCAAAGAGGUUACUCCCGAAACGGCAACAUUUCAAAAUGUGGCGGAAGCGCUGGAAUAUAACACGCCUAGAUUUGAACUCUCCUUCCUCAAAUAUGUCUCCCCCGACGCUGAGGUUCGCAACGCUGUGACACAGGCCGAACAGGCUAUUGAGGCUCACACCAACCAGUCUAUGAUGCGGGAUGAUGUUUUCAGACUAUUGGACGCAGUCUAUCAAAAGCGCGCUUCUUUGAAGCUAGAUGAGGAAGCUAUUAGCCUCUUAGAACGGCAGCAUCUGCAAUACCAGCUGCAGGGCAUCGCUCUGGCGCCGGGUGCCCAGCGUGACCAACUCCAACAGAUCCAGGAUGAGACAGGAAACCUGAUCGGAAAUUUUAUAAGAAAUACGCUACAAGAGAAUGGCGGCAUCUGGUUCAGCAAGAGUGAACUUGAUGGUGUUUCCGAAGAUGCGCUCAAAACCUUCCAAGUUGGGACAGAUGAGAAUGAAGGUAAGCUGCGAGCGAAUUUCAAGAUGCCUCACGUAACUGUAAUUCUUGGCAAUUGCCAUGAUUCAGAGACAAGAAAGCGCAUGUAUAUUGGUAAUCAGAACAAAUGCAAUUCGAACAGCGAUAUUCCUAAAAGAAUCGCUCUCCUUCGACACCAAAAGGCGCAGCUCUUGGGCUUUGAAACUCACGCAGCCGAACAGCUUUCACAAAAAAUGGCCAAGACGCCCAUGAACGUUCAUGUGUUUCUCACCAAGUUACAAGAGAGGUACACACCUAGCGCGAAACAAGAAAGUGAAAAGCUCAAGAGUCUCAAAGAGGCUGAUCUCACCGCUAGAGGUGCUCCCGACGACGGCCGUUUCUAUCUUUGGGAUAACCAGUACUACACUAGGGCACUCAAGGAAGCCGAGUAUAAUAUCGACUAUGUAGAGUUUAGUCAGUUCUUUGCACUGGACAGGACCGUUGCGCGCAUGCUUGGUAUAUAUGAGGAUCUCAUGGGAUUCCGAUUUCAACGCCUCAACACGUCGGAUCUGGAGAUGCUUUCCCCUACAGGAAAGGCAGAAGAUGUUAUAUGGCAUGACGAUAACAUGGUAUACAGCGUUUGGGACGAAAACGAAACUGGCGGUGGAUUUAUCGGAUAUCUAUACAUGGACUUACACCCUCGACCCGGAAAAUUCACAAACGCCGCGCAGAUGGGCAUCCGAACUGGAUGCACAUUCAGCGAUGGGGCACGCCAAUAUCCUGCUACGGCUCUUGUGUGCAACUUUUCUCCACCAACGCCGGAGAAGCCAUCCCUUCUCAAGCAUAUAGCGAGCUGA
Molecule: messenger RNA, 1422 nt
Organism: [Torrubiella] hemipterigena
Lineage: Eukaryota; Fungi; Ascomycota; Sordariomycetes; Hypocreales; Clavicipitaceae
Source: the annotation of a GenBank genome assembly